AUGACCCGCACGCCUCUCUCCAGUCGCCCACGCGACCUCGUCUACUUCCUCUUCUUCGCUAUCCAUCUCCCUGCCACUUUCCUCAUCGACAUUCAAGCCAUAUACCCCAAGGCAUGGGUGCCAGCACUUAUCUCUAGUCUUCCCAAGUUCUACGUAGAGAUGUCAAAUGACCCUUUGAUUGGGAGCGCGAUGGGCUACUUCGGAGAGAGCCAACUCAAGGCGUUUACCUGGUUCCGGAGUUUUCUCCUACUCGAAGCUUUCUUUCAAGUUCCUGUUUUCCUCAUCGGGCUCCGUGGACUUUGGCGCGGGAGCACAUCCAUCUAUGUCCUUCUGCUCAUAUAUGCUGCAUCUACCGCGACGACGACGAUCCCAUGCCUUGCUGUCAUCCUCUCCACGCCCGUAUCCCCCACCCCACUAAGCGGUAUCUCGAUCACUGCUGAGCAGCGCCUCCUGCUCCUAUCAAGCUAUAUCCCAUUCUGCCUCGUCCCCCUCGUCAUGACGUUCGACAUGGCCUUCCGCGUACAAAAGCUCACCGGCUCUGGCAGCGGAGCACAAAAGGAGAAGCGGGAGUAGACGGUACCUCGUUCUUGCAUACCCAUGAUCACGACAUACUAUAUACCUGCAUA
Molecule: messenger RNA, 626 nt
Organism: Dichomitus squalens LYAD-421 SS1
Lineage: Eukaryota; Fungi; Basidiomycota; Agaricomycetes; Polyporales; Polyporaceae
Exons: 4
Coding region: 1-573 (190 amino acids)
Cellular component (GO): endoplasmic reticulum
Source: RefSeq, a predicted model, not a curated record